Molecule: messenger RNA, 11852 nt
Organism: Stomoxys calcitrans (stable fly)
Lineage: Eukaryota; Metazoa; Arthropoda; Insecta; Diptera; Muscidae
Gene: klar
Product: klarsicht protein
Exons: 22
Coding region: 1739-10372 (2877 amino acids)
Cellular component (GO): membrane
Source: RefSeq, a predicted model, not a curated record
UGAGUUGCAUCUUUAAAAUGAGAAAUGCAAUUGCAAGUGAGUAGCAGUAAGUGCAUCUGAAAAAUACAAGAAGCAAAGAGUGCAAGUUUUUGGCAAAAGAAUAACAACAGGAAAUGUCCAAAAGCCCAAAUUGAAAAGGAAUAAAAAUGUGCUAAAGGGGAUAAAAGAAUAAAAUACUGGCACAGUUUUAAAAAAUACUUUAUUUUCGAAUGCGAAGCAACAAUUCAAAGUUUUGCAACUUCUGCCUAUGAAGUUUGCAAUUAUGCGAAGAAGUAGCAAAGAAAGAAGAAGCGAUACAAAAUAAAGAAAAGUGUUAAAAUGUGUAAUGCAAUCAUCAGCAAUUGCCAAUUUGUUUUUCCACUGAAAGAAGUUUCUAUUACAACGAUAAUAAGUUGAAUUUUACCAAUCAUUAUCGUUACUGGAGGAUAUGUUUUAUUUUGUCCAUGUAAUUUAAUAUUCCGACGAUUCGUUUAUGAUACGGGUAAAAAUACCGCCACACAUGCGUCUGGCGCCGGACAUCGGUUUAUUAACGCAAAUUGUUAACUAAAGUGUUUAAAUAGAGUGCUAUUGAUUCAAUUCUACACUUAUAAUAAAUAACAGUGGCAAAAUAAAGGCCAAUUAGAAUAGGAAUAUAAUCUAACCAACAAUAUUCUCCACUGCAAUCGUCUAAUCGUGUGCCAAACCUAUUAAAGGAUGUAAUAAAUAGAAGUGAAUUGUGAUUUCAGCUAAAAAUAAUAUAUCUACUUUUUCUGACUUUAAGGAUAUUAGGGGAAUUCUAUCAAAAGGUACACAUACGAAGGUGAAGAUAAUAGAAGACAAAAAGGCAUCCUAAAUAGUUAAUCUGUACAAGAUCCGGUCGAUGUUUAAAAGGAAAAAGAAAAGAAAAUAAAUUAAUACAAAAAUCUAUCAUUGCAUGUGCAUGUCCCUCUGUAUAAUUUGACGACUGCUUGGGAGUACAAUUUAGCCAAAGUCUGUGUAUGUGAAUUUAUUUUCCCAAAAGUUGGCCUUGUAUAAAAAUGUUGGCAAUUUUAAAUACUUAUUAACGUCCAUAUAUACCUAAUAAAACGAAAACCUAAUAAAACGGGGAAAACUAAAGAAAACCUAAGUCUGAAGUUACUUUUGCUCUGCAAAAACAAAAAAAAGAAAACCAUUAAAUAAAAAUAAAACACACAACAUUUGUCGUCAUUAUCUUGCAUGUCUUUGGAAAAUCGAGUGUUUAAUGCAACACAAUAAUAAAAAAAAAUAAACCUUCAAUGGACGACACGUUAAGUAUCCAUGCCAUAGUUGUGGAAACAUUUUGCAUAAGGAUCCAUUAAAAGAAAGCAUUUGUUUAUAUUUUGGACUCUCCUGCCGACGCCACAUUGAUCUUCUUUGGCCUGGCUUGCAAUUCGUACAAAUCACUCUGCAGUUAAGAUUUGGUGCGUAUCACCGACAAUAAAGGAGAUAAAUUGUGUGCUGUCCCCUACGCGAAUAAACCUUGAUAAACACGUGCCGCAAAUCCAAAAAUUGAGUAUCUACCUUUUUGCCAUAUAUCACUGCACUUGUAUCAGCAGCAGCAGCAGCAUCUUUGGCUAAAAAAACAACAACAUUAAGCCACAAUUAAUUGACAAUUUAUAGACUAGGAAAAACUACGAGAUAACUUUUCGCUGACUAAAGAAGUAUAACUGUGAGUUGGUAAAUAUGGCAACACUGUUGUAAGGCUGGCUUACAUGAGAAUAAUAGCUGAAAUAACAACAACAUGGAUAACCCUGCCAAUGAAAGUAACAAUAGCAACAACAACAACGAAACGUCAAACGUUAAUUUGCCAAUGGCUGAAAACACAAUAGACUGUAAUUUACCUCCGCUCCACUCUGCAGGUUGUUCUGCUGAAGAAGAAGAAGAAGCAAAAGUAGAAAAUAAAGAAGAGCAGACAACACUUUCCUCCUCAACAAUAGAGGCAAAGCCAUCGAUUAUAGCUGGAGCAGCUUCAAAUGAAAUGAGCAACCAAGAGACUGAACAAGCGGCCAUAAUGUCCGAAGAAGUAACAAGAAAUUCUCCAAAUGCCUCUUCGUCAUCCACUCAAUUAAAUAAUGCAACAACAAUUGCAACAGCAACUACAACAACAACUUCAACUGCAAACUUAGCUAAUGAUAUCCCCCCAAAUGGCACAUAUGUUGCAGCCGGUCCUGCAUCCACUGCAACAAUGUCCUCCUCCCCUAGUGCGUCCUAUCAAUUUGUAACUCCCCAGAAACCGGCUGAAAAUAAAUCAAUUUUAUUGCAUCUAGGCUCGGCUUCGGCUUCUUCAUCGCUGUCACAGAAAACCAAGAAGAAACGCAAUAAAUCUUCCAAAUGUCUUGGUCACAUCAUGCAUGGUCAUGAUUCAUCGUCAUCGUUAUCUAAUAUGAAAACCUCAGUAUCGAUGACUUCAUUGCCACCAGAUGAGCAGCAGGAAAGUCGUGAUGGCAUUAAUGCCAAAUUGAAGGUGGAGAGACCUUACAAUAGUUUGAAGAAAAACACGGAUCGCAAUCUUAGUAAUCAACUUGGUCACAUGCAACGUUCUGGAAAAAAUAAUGGUAACAGUAACUACAAGCACCACCGCUAUUCCUGGGGUAGUGGCCACAGUUCAUCAUCUUUGCAUAGCAGUGCCACAUUGGGUAUUGGUUCGGGCAAAGAUGAUUUGUGGGCUGCCAUACAGACGAAUUACAAUUAUAUCAUGGACACAAACCUUUUGGAUACCUGCAAAGAGGCUAGAUAUGAAAUAGAGGGCGCGACAAGUGUCUUGGAUAACACAACGGAUACAAGUCUCAAGAUGCUAGAUGAAAAUACCCGCACUGUCGGCUCUAGCGAAGACCCCAAAGAACUACGGAAAUGGUUGAGAGAUAUGGAACAUAAACUGGAAAGUGCACCAACAUUGUCGGAAGCCACCAUGCUGUCUUGUGCUGAAUUGCAAAAACAUUUAACUGAACAUUCGGUGUUAUACCAUGAAAUAGUAUCACACGCUCGAGUGGUAAGUGCCUGUAUUAGAGCAGCCUCCGAAAAGGAGCAACAAUUGCAAUUGCAGCAACAACAGCAGCAGCAGCAGCAACAACAACAAUUACAUUUGCAACAGCCACACGAUUCCGAUGCCAGUUUAAUUGCGGAACAAACAAAUUCGUCACUUUCUUCCACAGAUGAUACAGCCACCACCUCAUCGGGUAUUGUCUGCUGUUCCAUAGAGUCGUCCAGCAAGCUGACCUCCUUGCCAGGCAGCACUGCCAAUAAUUCUUUGGGAAUUUCUUCUGUAGCCAACUCAGCAAUACCUUCUGCAACAACAUCUAAUUCCCGAAAAUCGGAAACCAGUUUGGAGCGUCUACAAAAUCGUUAUCAUUUAUUGUACCUGAAAGCAUUUGAGGUCCAAUUGUGGCUGGAUGGUUUAUUGAGAAAGAAAACUUCUUCAGUGGGUAAUUUAACUAAUGAAGAUCUAGAUAGCGAAGAUAUAGAUGAUUCAAUUGAUUCUUCAAACGAAGAUAGUUUCGAUGGUCAUGUAGAGCCAUUAGCAGCAGUUGAUGGCGCCACCGAGGAUGAUUUAAAUGAUUUGCCUUCCGAUUUAGAAAGUGACAUAAGACAUCAUUCAUUGUCAUACAACGAUUUGCAACAGCAACAACACCAACAGCAGCAUCAUCAUCAACAACACUGCCAUCACCAGCAACUGAUCCAUCAUUAUCAUCAUCAUCACCAUCAUUCUCAUCGUUGUUGCAACACCAAUGACAUCGAGGAAACUGAAACGUUGAACGUGUCUUCUCAACAGCAGCAGCAGCAGCAACAACAACCACAUCAUCCACUUCCAUCGUCUUCAUCAUCGACUUCACGUGAUUGUAUUCAAACUAAGCUUGACUGUGAAGACGACGAGGGUGACGACGAAGACGAAGAGGAGGGAUACGACGACGAGGCCGACAUUGAUGCUGACGAAAUCGAUUGUCCCACCAAACGUAAUCAGCGUAAACAGCAGCAGCGCGGCUAUACCAAACUUCUAGUCACCUUUGACCGUUCCAGCAAUCGAUCCUCGUUGGCUGGGCAUCAAUUUAAAACAAAUCUUAGCCUUACCGAUUUCGAAGCAGAUUCUGAAAGUUCAGAUUUGGAGAGUCUGCAACAGCGUAUACGCAAUCAGCGUGGCGACGGCAAAGGUUUGCUAAGCACCUAUAAAUACCUCAUAGCGAACGGUAGUUUUCCGCCAACGAAAAAAUACGCCUGUCACCAUAAAAAGCCAACGGCGACAACUUUAACAGCUACAUCAUUAGUCUUGGCAACAGCCACAACUAGUGCUUCGGCAUUGGCCACUUCACCGCCGGCAACGGUUGGAGUUGAAGUUGCUGGGACAAAUGCUGUGGCGGCUGCAGCCGGUGAAGUAGCAAAUAAUCCUACUGAACUAGAAAGUUGUGAAAUACAUGACAUGCAAACAAAAGCUGUAACAGCUACAACAACUGUUGUUGCCCAGACAGAGUUGCUGGUGAAUGCAAUGGUGGUAGCCAAUGAUCAUCAUCUGCAACAGCAGCAGAAAGUACUGCAUCAUCAGCAGCAGCAACAGCAGCAGCUGCACAAUCACCAGAGAUUGACCCUUAUGGCGAUUACACAAAAUAGCAUGACAACAGGUUCGGCGGCAGCAAAUCUGGCUCAAUCCUCAGGGGGCCUUUCUUCUUCAUCCUCUUCGUCGUCAUCGUCGGGUGCAUCGUCAGCCUCUUCGACAACUGGUAACAGCAGUUCUACCGGCGCUCUUAUCGACAAUCUUACCAAGCAACACAAGUUAUCGAAUGGCGGCGGCAGCAGCAGCAACAGUGACAACAAUCAGCAACACCAUCAUCAUCGCCAUUCGCACCAGCCACCUCAUCAUCACCAUCUGCCCAAUGCUGGUGGCAUCGCUGGGGUGAUGGGAGGUGUAGUAGGUGCUGUUAACGGUGCCAUGAAACAGAAAAACAUUGCCAUUAUUUCGCCCAACAAUAGUCACAAUGGCAUCGGCGGCGGCGGCAGCAAGGCUCAUCAUCACCAUCCGCCGCAGCACCACAAAUCGCCUACGGUGUUGCGCAAACACCAUCAUCAUGAACACCAUCAUGCCGCUGAUAUUUCAAAAUUCAAUCGUUCAAAUCGCAAAUCGAAAAAUUGUGCCAUUUUCUAUUUUAAGCACUUGGACACCGACAACGAGACCAACUACAGCAACAGCAACUGUGGCGAUGAUGUCCAUGAUAUGAUUGUUGGCGGCGAUGGCGUAGACAAUGGCAGCCGCCUUACUGUUGGUGUCGAUGAUGAUGGUAUUGUUAGUGGCGGCGCCCACCUAUCGUCGGCCGCUUCUUUGCACGCAAGUGAUCUUCUGAAAUCCGCUGAAGUCUCUUCGGAUGACGAGGGUUGGCUCUACACCGCAUCGGGUAGACACCAGCAGCAGUCUACGACGGCCCAUGACAGCUUGAAUUCCAAUCACAUCGCCAGAGUUAUUUCGUCGACAGCUUCAGGUGAUUUUCAUGGCUACGAUCUGACGUCGGCUGCUGGUAGCAUUCAAUCGGCCACAGUGUCAUCUUCAACCGCAUGCACCAGUGCUGUGGGUUCGACCAUAUUGGGUGACGCUGACUCGGAUAAAGAAAACAAGCAGGCUGCUUUAGGUUUGACAAAAAUCCACAAUUCCCCUGUAGCCUCCCCCACAACAUCAACAACUUUUGUGGUGGUCACCACAUCGCUGCUAGACUCAGAGGAAAGUUGCUCAGCCCUGAAGGAACAUUCUUCUGGUGCAUCUGUGGCAAGAUCCUCCUCCUGCGCCGUAGGGGCCAGCAGCAGUAGUCGAUCCAGCAGUAUAACCAGCAGUUCAUGCUCUUCCAAUGAUAUGCUGACGGAAGCCACUACAACCACAACUUCGAUGAAGUCGAAUGCAACAAAGAUUCGUUCCAAACCACAGCAUAAGCAGCAUCAACGCCGCGAAAUGGAAUUACAAAUCAAUAAUAAUCAUGGCAAUGGCCACCACCACAAGUCUCCGACAUCAACAACUAAGCAACACAAUAUUGUCAAUAACACUAACAACAACAACAACAACAACAAUGAUGCCAAUUCAUCGCCAUCUAUCAGCACAAAUACUCUGCACAAAACAAUCAACAAUGGCAACAGCAUGAUUGCCCCAGCAUCUUCCUCACCACCGCAACAUGCCAGAAAUUCCUCAUAUUCCGAUGAUGCUGCCAAUGGCAAUCUGGAGAAGGAAAAUAUACGCUCUUAUACACGUGCAGAUCUUUCCAAUAUCAAUGUCAAGCCCAAUGACAAUCAGCAGUACCACCACAGCCAGUACAGCCAAUACGGCUCACCUUCGGUCACUUUGAUGUAUGCCCAACAGUUGCAUGGCAAUAAUGUGGGCAAACGUUUGCCGCCACGUUCCCCAGCCAAAUCCCACACAUCCACCACUACCAGUACAUCGACUAUAUCACCCGUAAAGGGUAAAGUAUCGCAUGAAUCCAUCAAACAGUUGGUACUCGAAGCAGAGCAUUUAGUACGUGACGAAGCUUUGAAAACACCAACCAAGCCAAAGCAGCAUUCCAUCAAUAGCAGCGGUCUAGUGCAGAUAUCGUCGACCAUUAAAAAACGUGAAGUCUGUAUAAUGCCGGGUCCCAUCAAGCGAGUGCAGGAAUGGCUCGAACAUCAACCUUCCACACCGGCUCAAUUAAAGACACACUCACAUAACCAGGACCAUCAGCUAGUGUCUUCGCCCUCGAGUUUGGCGGUGGCGGUCAGUCCCGCACGCACCGAUGACUGUGAGGCUUCGGGUGAGGCCUCGGAAACCGAUUCGAUACCCCAACAAUGUUCGGAUGAUACCUCAGAAGGUUUUACUGAAUCCAUUGCCACUUGCAUGCAAACAAGCACCAAUUCCUAUGGCAAUUCCACCGAACGCAUGGGUGGCUCAGCCGAACCCAUGGUUGUGGCGAGCAGCAAUCAAAGUCUAAAUGUUAAGGUGGUCAAACGCCAACAGACUCGACGCAAGUCUGAAAGACCCUGGUCGGUGUCUUGCCUCUCCCAACUAACCACCGAUGCCAAGCAAGUGGCAGCCAAAGUAAGCACCAUAGCCAAUGUGCAGUCCGGUUUGGCUUCGCACUCCAUUAGCGAAUCGGCCUUGGACUCCUUGUCGCCGGGCAGACCACGCACCUCGUCCACUGCUGCCCAAGUGAAGAGCUACGAGAGCAAAGGUUCGUUGAAGCGGCGCAAAACGCGUAAGAAGAAACUCAAUUAUGCCACCGCCAAUGCUAGCAAAAAAUCCGACACCAACUCGGAAGAUAAUCAGCAAGCGGCCGCUGCCGAAUACAGCAAACAUCCACAGGCCAUGCUAUUGCAGUCUUGCGAAUCUAUGACGCCUCAGCAAAUGCAAGAAAUUACCCAAGCACUGUUGCAACUCCAAAACUGUGACGGCAGCAACACCAGCGGCGGCGGCAUUAACACCUCAAAACAAAUGGUGCACUGUGGCACUACAGCAUUGGCAAUGGCUUCAGCAACUAUGACAAGCACUGCCUCCAAUGGGGAGAGUGGCGAAGAGGAAAAUCAUUUGAUGAAGCCCAAUUUCCGUGUGGGUUCCUUUACAACCGCCUACAUGACCAAUGAGGCACGUCUAGGCUCCCUGGCCAAGCUGGCCAAUUACAUGAACGAUGAGGAACAACUAGGAGCUGUCACUCCGGUACCCCAAAAAUUUAAAGCGAGAGAAUACACAACGGGCACAGAAGAUCACCACAGCAGCUUCUCAGAGACAGCCUGGGAUAAUUAUCAAGAGAAAUAUAAUUCCGAAAAUUAUUCCGAAGGUUUUGAUUCGGAUGCUGCACGCAAAUUGAUGGAAUUCGGUGAUGACUAUCGUAAUUUCAUUGACUCACAAUCGGAUUGUUGCUCUUCACUGUCGGCUGCCAACAAUUUGGAUUCGCUCUCACCGCCGCGCAUGGACUCAUUGCAGCAGAACGAAUCGAAGAUUGUCAUAACACAAGACACUAUUGUCAGUAGUGUGGAUCAUGCUCGACGACGCAGAGCUCUUGAAUUAGAAUACGAAAGACGUCGCAAAAAUUUAGAAAUUCGACGCAAGUCUUGUCAAGAAUCUUUUGAAUAUCAAAAUCCCAAAAGUCCAACCGUCGUCACACUGUCCUCAUCCACUCAGGCUUUGACGCCCAAAAAUUCUGAACGUUUCAAUUUCCCACAACAUAAAUUGGAAUCAGCCACCAGAAAAUUAGAAUUCGGCAUGAGUCAUUCAGCACAAUCGCUAAGACGCACUUCGGAAAGUGAUACGUCACAGAGACGUCGCAAAGCAGAUGAGCGACGCCGUUCAUCGCGUAAUCUGGAGAAAUGCAUUAAGCUAAUACCGGCCACAUCCUCCUCAUCGGGUGAUGAUAGCGAUGAUGAAAAGGAAAUACGCAAUCUAUUGCAACAAUCACAUAAUCGCUUGGACGAUACCAGGGCACUAAAGAUUCGUUGUCAUCUAUUAAGGCCCGAGGAUUAUGCUGAAAUUAUCAACACUUGCCGCGACAACAUACGCUGCUUGGAAUCAGUAUUGAAAGGACCCUCCAGUUCGGUAUUGUCCUCGCAAUGUGUUACCCAAUCGAAAGAUUUAUUGGCUGCCUGGGAGGAUUUAUUGGGUUGGAGUGAAAAUGCUGCUGCCGCACGUAAAAUGCAAGAGGAAAUGAUCAUCUUGAAGCAUGCUCUCAAUCGUUUGGGCAAUAAAUCAUCAUUUGAACUUUUAGAUACAGAACCAUCCAUACAAAUUGCCAUUGAGGCUCUAAAGAAUGAGAAGGCCCACUUACAGACAUAUCGCACGGACAUGCUUAAAUUAAAUGCCUCCGUCCAUAGUUGGCUAACGAAACAGGAGAGACGUCUGCAAAACGCUAUUGUUGAACAACAAUUGAAGGAAGCUGCUGCCAAGGUUGGCAGCAUAAAAUUAUUGGAGGAGAAAGACGAAAUUGAGUCCGAACACAAAUCAGCAAAGGCUGUCGCAGCGCAGCAUCAAACAACAGAGGCAGAUAGCACAACAAUGGCCGCAGCGGUGACAAUGGCGACGACAACAUCUAACAAAACCACAAUGAUAACUGUCACCGAUAGCAAUGGCAAUCAAGUGGAAUCGCACACCGCCACCAUGGCAACAGCAACCAGCAAUGUAGGAACCUGUACCACCACUACUUCCAGCGGCACAAAUCCAAUGACAUUAGUGGCUGGGGAGAAGAAUUGGGACUUACAAUCACUGAUAACAUCGGAAAAUGAAUUCCACAAACAUUUAAAAGACGAAGUCAGCGAUAUGUACACAGCCUGGGACGAGGCGGAUCUAAGAAUUAAUUCACAAUUGGAAGUUUUAACAUCAUCUUUGACGGCCUGGCGUCAAUUGGAGUGUGGUCUUUCGGAGUUCCAAUUGGCUUUGGGUCAAGAUCGUGGCACUUUGCAAGGUUUGGAGGGUGCGUUGAAGACGGGCCGGGCCACUCCCGGAGAAUUGGCCCAAAAUGUCAAAUUGGUAGCUAAAUUAUUAUCGGAGAAGGUCAAUGUCAGCCAGGAGCAGUUAACCGCUGUGCAGGAUUACUUGGAUCCUAAUCAUAUUCUUUAUAUAGCCAAAUUUACCGCCUCUAAUGGUUCUCUCUCAGACUCCGGCAUAUCCGAUGGUGGUGCUACUUCUGAUGGUGGUCUAUCGGAGCGUGAACGCCGACUGGGUGUCUUGCGACGUUUGGCCAAACAAUUGGAGUCGGCUUUGGCCCCCGGCAGCGAGGCCAUGAAAUCCAUUGCGGCUCGCAUGGAAUCAGCUGAGAAUGAUCUGAAGAGUCUUCAAAAUACCUGCAGGGAUCUUAUAGUGAGAACGGCAGCCUCCCAUCAAAGUAAAAAGCAGCAGUUACAAGAACAGGCUGCCGAUAAAAGGGACCAAGGCAAUGAAAACAAAUCCUUGCAACAUGCUAAUGGUUGUGUAAAGGCCUCUCAUAUGGGCAAUGGCCAUGUAAAGCAAGACACAGCAGGUGCAAAUGCUCAAAUGACUCUCCUUAACGGUAAUGCUUCCUCAACUUCCGCGUCCUCAUCCUCGGGUAGACGUAGACGUAGAAAUCGGCGUUCCUCGGCAACGGCUCCAACGAAUGCCGUUGCCUCUGCCGAUUUGGCACAAAGCAAUGCCUUAAAAAUGUCCUCCACCACACCAGGCGAUGGUGAUGAAGAUCCCUCCGAUGACCCCUCAACCUAUGAUCUAGACUCAUCUGACGAUGAGCUCAAUCCUAAGUCGAAACGUGGCUGGGCCUGGCGCAUUGCUCGUGUGGCUGUGCCCAUGCAAUUGGCCCUGUUCACCGUCUUUUGCGCAGCUUGUAUGAUGCAACCUAACUGCUGUGACAACAUCAACAAUUUAUCCAUGAGCUUUACGCCUCAAUUGCGCUACAUAAGAGGUCCUCCACCCAUUUGAAGGGGGUUCACUUGGAGAACACAUAAGCCAAUGGCAGAGGCGAAAGAAGAGCCUUUCGCCAUUGCCAAUGAUUUGCAUGCAUUACUAAGGUCUCUAUAAGUUAGGGAUUAUGUUAAGCUUAAGGACCCUUGUUUUACGGAAUCCUCAAUCACACACAUUGGGAUUCCCCAAAACCACAAAUAGGGCAUUCAGAAUACAAAUCACUUCAGACCGAGCCAAAAGGCCAUCAUGAGCGCAAAGCGUUUGCGUGAUAUCCGCAAACGCUACAAACACAGAGUACUACGUCUAAGUAUUUGUUUUAUGUAUCUUAAGGUGUAUUCAAGGUUAUGAUAGAUUUUAGGGAGUUAAAGAUGAAAGCUCGGGCCCGCCAGGCAAUACAUACUAAAGCGGCGCAGUGCCUUGGCAGCAGUUUUAAGAGGUUUUUAUUUAAAUGAAUUGAUGCAUUUUUUGUUUUUAUUUUGAAAAACUGAAACGGAACACACACCACAUACACAGAAGGGCUAAAACUAAGCUAUUUUACUACAUGAAACAAGGAUAUAAAUCAUCCAUUGCAGAUAGAGAUACAGUUUGGCAGCCACAGGGGUCCAAACCAGACAUCCACCAUCAAUAGAUUAUCAGUGACUUAACAAAGCAUUGCAGUAGCUGACAAGUUUUGAGACAGCUUAAAGUUGGCUUAAGCUUAAAGCCUUUUCUACUUGAGCUCGCAUACCAAAUAUCGUUUAAAAUGAAAUCAUGAGCAGCAUUCAGCAUUCAGAAAAUCGCAAACUAUUUCGAAGGGUUGUACAAGUGGUUACAACUUUUCAUGAAUUGAGCCUUGGGAAGCUCUGAAAAUAAAUGAGCUAACGAAAAUAGCGUUGAACGUUUAAAACUUUGCGAUUAUUUGUUUUUGAAAAAUAUUAGAAGUUUUACUGCAAGAAACAAAACAAAUUUUAUUUGCCAACUGGCCAAGUUUAAGCUUAUUUUAAAAAGCAGCAUAUAUUUUGAUUUAGUUCUUUAUAUGUAGACAUUCAAUAUAUGUUCUAUUCUACAACAUACAAUUCUAAGUUCAAUUACAGUUUCGGAUUUUAGUGUACUUCAUUCUACUUCGUAUUAGUAAUUCGUUUGUAUGGUUAUCUUUAGUGCAUCUAUAUGAAAUGAAAAACAACACUUUCUAAAUAUUAUCUUUACUUGUAUAAUUUCAUCCUUUUCUCCCACUAUGCCCAACCUCUCGUUGUAUAAAGUCAACCUUCUUGUGUAUUUAACUAUUUAUUUGUAUAUUACUUCCCGCCCCAGGGAGUUACCUUUUGAACUCUUUAUGUUAUUACUCUUAUUAAAUCGUACUUCUUUUUCUUUCUUUUUUUUUUCUUGCUAUAUAUAUUGUAUUGUUAUUACUUUAAUUCACAAAAAAAAACACGGAAACAUAUAAUUUACAAAACUAAACUAAUUUAAAUGAGAAUAUUUUUAAACAAAAAUAAAGCAAAACAAACAAGCUCUACAUCAA